This is a messenger RNA of Rhopilema esculentum, 2581 nucleotides long. Its product is annotated as core alpha-(1,3)-fucosyltransferase. Gene Ontology annotation, cellular component: membrane. Gene Ontology annotation, molecular function: alpha-(1->3)-fucosyltransferase activity. Lineage: Eukaryota; Metazoa; Cnidaria; Scyphozoa; Rhizostomeae; Rhizostomatidae. The record is from RefSeq and is a predicted model, not a curated record.
AGCGGGGCAGACAACACCUGGAAAACAAAAGAUGGAAAUGAGUCAUUGUCCUGCGCAGAGGAUGAUUGACUCUUGAGGCAGCUUUGCGUGCAAUGGAGGAUUAAGAGACUUCAUGAAUGCAGAAGUUUUGGUUUUCACAAAAACUGGAUGACGUACGAAAAUGAGGAGAAAAUGCAAGCUGUUUUUCUUAGUAGCUUCAUUGACAAUUAUGAUUUUUAUGUUGACACCUAAACAGCAAACAACAUUUUUAGAGACUGAAGAUGAUACUGAUAAUGAAGUCAUUCCUACAGAAGAAUGUUGGUUGCCAAUUGAAAAUGACAGUGGAAGAAAAGUAGACCAAAUAAAAUCAGAAUUUAAAAGAAGAAGAGGCCUAUCAAACAGUACAAAAGUUGUUCUUCUGUAUACUGGCUUGUUUUUCAGUCCAUACUGGUGGGGGAAAAAUGAAAAGCAGAUUCAGAAAUAUACACAUGACAAGAAGUGUGAGAUUAGGGAUUGUCACUUCACAUAUAGAAAGAAUACACUUCAAGUUGCAGAUCUUGUUAUAUUUCAUGGUGUGGAUCUUAAUAAACCUUACUGCAUUAGAAAAAUUUCAGAACGAAGACCAGAUAAUCAGAAAUGGUUGCUUUUCAUGCAUGAGAGUCCUGUUUAUACAAAUAAUUUGAAUAAAUAUAAUAGAAUUUUUAAUUGGACCAUGACCUAUAUGCAGAAAUCUGAUAUUUAUGUACCAUAUUUUUCAUAUCAGACACUUACAAAGCAUUCAGAGGUUCAAGGUUUUGAAAAAAAUUUUGCAGAAGGGAAGGAGGGGAAAGUUGUUUGGGUUGUGAGCCAUUGUGGACUAUUACGUGAUGAUUAUGUUCUUGAACUUCAAAGAUACAUUGAUGUCACAGUAUUUGGGGACUGUAGUUCAAAAUUCAAGAAAGGCAUGGGUCGAUGUAAUGACUGGGGAACUUUUUGUGAGGAAGAAAUAAAGAGGUACAAGUUUUACCUUGCAUUCGAAAAUUGCUUUUGUGAGGAUUACAUAACUGAAAAGUACUGGGAAAAAGGUUUGAAAUAUGGACUAAUUCCCAUUGUAAUGGGAGCUAUUAGUGGAAAGAGUAAAGUGAUUCCCAAUUCAUAUAUAGAUGUAAACAAUUUCCAAAGUAUCCAAGAACUUGCAGCAUAUUUGUCAUAUCUGGACAAAAAUGAUACAGCAUAUAAUGAAUAUUUCAAAUGGCGUUAUCAUUAUGAAGUCAACAACAACAUUGAUGCAUUGUGUGAAGUUUGUAAGGCAGUUCAUGAUCGAUCAAGACAACCAUUUGUGUAUAGAAAUAUUGGAAAGUUCUGGAGCAAGAAGCUCAAUUGUGAUCCACACCAAUGGAAGGUAGAUCAUAUUAAAAUGCAAAUUUCAAAAUCAAAAUUUAGAUUUAACACUUAGUAAAAUUGACAUUAUAGUAGUUUAUUUCUAUAUAGAAAUGAUUUUAUGUUAGAGACAAAAAUGCAUACAACUGGAAUCAUCAUACCAAGAAAGUCUAAAAAACGAAACCUAUACAACACUAGAUCUCUAAAAACCCAUGUCAGCAACAUAAAGUAUUGUAGAAAAUUGUGUGAUCAGUUUUCAUUGGCAGAAAUUGUCCUAUGCAAAUGAAGAGGCAUUGUGUUUUUAAGCUUCAAAUGAAUUAGGAUAUCUCUUUCUACCAAAGAAUUGUGAUUGGAUUUCAACAGAAUUUUCAUUAAAAGCCUUGAUGCAAUAAUUUUUUAUAAACCCUGUCUAAAAUGCUUGUUGUAGAGUGAUGAAGAAUCAGGCAAAGGUUUCAUCAUUUUUCUACAUUCAUUUUCUACAUUCAUUGAGCUGAGGAGAGUUGUAGGAAAUUACUGAAGCUUAGUCAACUGUGAAUUUUUUCAUUGCUUGCUCGUGUUCGCUUUCCCUGCAAGUUUGUUAUUCAUUUGCUUGCUCAUGUUGUUCGCCUUUUUUGUGUGGAACCAAUGUGUAUAGGGUUGUGUGAAUAGGGUAGUUACUUUUGCUACAUUUUUUAUCUUGCAUCACUCUCAUUACUUCAAAUAAUAUUCAUUUUUCUUCAGUAAAUGAUUGCUAGUAAUUUUGAACUGUUUCACGUAGGGGGUAGAUUAGUUAAAAAAUUUAAGGAGAAAUAAAAAUUGAAAAAUUAUGAAUCUAGUAGCCAGAUGUCAGGGUCUUAAUUCAAGAGGCUGCUAGCAAAAAGAUAGUAUUUUGUAGUUGAGAUAUUCUUAUGAUACCUACAAUGGUAGAGUUUGUUCAUAAGUAUUAUUUUCAAGUUUACUAUAAUUUGCAUCUCAUUAAUUUGCUUACUUUUAAUAUGAGAGCAUAGCCAAAUCCAGUGGAGACAGUUUUUUAAGUUAUUAAUUAAAUCUUUAAACUAACAGAUAAACAUACAAAAUUAUGAUUCUGAAAUUGCAUACAAUUCAAACUUGUAUAUAUCUUCGUUCUUAGAUUUAUUUUAAUAGUUAGUUUAGUUAGUUUCAAUUAAUAGAUAUUGUGAUGAGUUGGAAAUUUGAAAUGACAAAGUAAUUAACAAAUGAUUAACUGCAAUGAUUUCAUAUGCAAGCAGAGAUUUUAAGGUUGAAA